Messenger RNA from Sipha flava (yellow sugarcane aphid), 372 nucleotides. RefSeq names its product histone H3.3-like. The record is from RefSeq and is a predicted model, not a curated record. Gene Ontology annotation, molecular function: structural constituent of chromatin; protein heterodimerization activity; DNA binding. Gene Ontology annotation, cellular component: nucleosome. Lineage: Eukaryota; Metazoa; Arthropoda; Insecta; Hemiptera; Aphididae. The transcript is spliced from 2 exons. The coding region runs from base 1 to 372 and encodes 123 amino acids.
AUGAAUGAAUUUAUGGUGACCGAGAUGAAUGUUUUUGGGUCAUCUGAAGUAGAGAUAGUUGAAAGAAGAUCUGAUAGGAGAAAGAAACCACAUCGUUACCAUUCGGGAACAGUCGCACUCCGUGAGAUUCGUCGUAACCAGAAGAGUACGAAGCUAUUGAUCCACAAACUGCCUUUCCAACGUUUGGUCCGUGAAAUCACCCAGGACUUCAAAACCUACUUGCAUUUCCAGAGCUCUGCUGUUAUGGCUUUGCAAGAAGCCAGUGAAGCGUACUUGGUCGGUCUUUUCGAAGACAUUAACUUAUGCGCCAUCCACGCCAGGCGCGUUGCCAUUAUGCCGAAAGACAUUCAGUUGGCUCGUUUUAUCCGUUGA